Messenger RNA from Pararge aegeria (speckled wood butterfly), 1482 nucleotides. RefSeq lists its product as uncharacterized. Lineage: Eukaryota; Metazoa; Arthropoda; Insecta; Lepidoptera; Nymphalidae. The record is from RefSeq and is a predicted model, not a curated record. Bases 69 to 329 code for a protein of 86 amino acids. The transcript is spliced from 3 exons.
CAUACGCAACUUGUACGCAAUACAAGAUAGACGGUACAAGAUAUUGCUAUUGGUUCAAUUAACUCAAAAUGUACCCUAAAGCUGUGUUUAGUUUCGGCGUGUUAUUCGUGAUUGUGCCUUUAGUGGUUGGCAACCCUUGGGUCCAGAGGUCGCAGCGCUCACCAGCAAUAUACACGCCUCCGAAAUCGUUCAUCCUGGAGGAGGCUUGCGUCCGUCAAGGCGGUCUCUGCCAGCCCAAGAAUGAAUGCGGGGAACUAGCUCAGAGCCAAGUUGACUUGUGUCCUUUACAGAAACACCUCGGAGUCGAGUGUUGCUACGAAUAUAAAUAAAAAUCGAGCUUCGACCCGCAAAUCUGCCUUCGCUUAGAUUUCCUUUACCUUUUAUUUAUGAAAGUUAAACUUUACAUAAUUCUAAGAAGGGGUGUGCGAAUGUUCUUUUGGUGAAUAUCGAAAUGAUUAAUUACUUUUUUUUGAAGUUUUUUUUAAAACCAGAAGCUUUUUUUAUUGUUAAAGUAACAAUAAAAAUUAUACGUAUUUAAAGGAGAAAAGGAAGAAAGAGAAGAACGAAUAAGAAUACUUAAAUUUAUUCUUAUUCUUAUUUGGUCUGACAAAUAUAUAACGACAUAUUCAAUAACAUUAUUAUAUUGUCGGCCUAUAAGUCUUGAGAUUAUAUAGAUAUGAAUCACCUGGUAUUUUAUAAUAUAGAUAAUUUUGUAAAUUUAAUAUAAUAUACUGGUGCCAUGAGCACAAUUAAUCGGUGGACAUCGAAAAGUAGGUAAAAUAUGCAUUAUUUACGAAUCUAAGGAAUUUACUGUAAAAAAUCGUGAAAAUAUUUUGUAAAUGAGAAAACGAAACGUGCUUAAUAACUACUUAUUUAUGUAUAUUCUACCCUUUAACAUUAACAAAUAUAUGUAUUCAUACAUAUUGUCCAACCGUCCAAUUUUUGCUUUACAAACGUUCUGUCAAAAGCGUGAUAAAGAAGUGUAGGCGAAUUUCAGCUAUUAUAUAUUCCGUACUCGAAAACGACUCUUGCAACUUGGAUGCAACCGAGCAAGCAACUAUUGUAUUAAGUAAAGACCAUUUCAUUCGCACAAGUACGAUGUGACGAUUUUAAGUUUUAUAUUUUUAUAUUUGUGUAGACUCAAAUAAAAGUUUUCUUUCCUUCUAUUGUAAUAACAUAAUGCCAUGUUUAACUCGACUUACGUAAGAUUGAAAAAAACAUUAGGAUCAUUCUAAUAAUACUAUGAUAUACCUACAAAUAUAAUAUAUCUUAUCGUUUGAUUAGUUAUAAGUAAUUGGACGUUACGUGUAUUCGCACACCACUAGCCUUUAGAUAAAAAUAAUCCUGAAGGUUAUUUAUUUAUUGUAUAAUUAUUAUUAUGUAAGCACUUUAUACUUAAGUACCUGUUAUAAAAUAUUUGUAAGCUGUAAGCCGUUCUGAUUUUGAAUUUUUUAUCCAUUAAAUCAGUACUUAAUGAUCGCA